AUGGCGGAUCCCCUCUCUAUCACGGCGAGUGUGGCGGGACUAAUCUCUCUCGCCCUCCAAGUCACCGGAUCUCUAUAUAAAUAUUAUGGGGAGUUCAAACAUCGCCAUGACGAGUUGAAACGGACGGCAGAAAAGCUUCAGGCACUUCUCGAAAAUCUCGAACUCCUCAACCAAGAAAUUGAACGGCGGAAAUGGGAAGCGGACGACAAGCAGAUUAUUGAUCAGAUUGAAUCGUCCAUUUCUCGUUCGGCUGACAUCGUUCAAGAGCUGCAGGACCAAGUCCACAAGUACGAAAAAGACCAUUCAGCACGUUUGGUCCAGUCUGUCCGUGUUGCUGGGCGUAAUGCCGCCUACCCAUUUCGCAAGAGCACUCUCGUGAAGCUGGCCGAAGAUGUGGAUGACUUCCAACAUAAUUUAUCCCUAGCCCUGCAGGUACUACAGUUGAAGGACAGCUCUGCAAUCGGGAAUGAUCUCGAGGAGAUCAAAAGUCUCCUCAAAAUUGCUCGAGCACAGAACGUGGCCUACGAGCUGAGGACUUGGCUGAAUGCGCCCGACGUAUCAGUGGACUAUAACAAGGCUAACGAGAAGCGACAUCCCCAGACGGGCCAGUGGCUGAUCAAAAGUGCCCGUUAUAGCACAUGGCUUCGGCAGGACAACUCAUUUCUCUGGCUUUAUGGCCCUGCAGGUUGCGGAAAGUCGGUUCUGUUCUCGACGGCAAUACAGCACACGUUGCGCUAUGUGCAGUCACAGCCCAAAUGUGCCAUUGCGUACUUCUUUUUCGACUUCCGGGAUGAGUCGAAACAAGAUGCUUUCGGCUUUGUGUGUGCGGUUUUGUUACAACUCUGUAACCAAGUAGCGGGCGUUGAGGAGCAGUUGACUCAGCUGAUGAAUCUCAGGCGCGGCAAGGCUUCCAAGGAGGAUCUUUUUGAAUAUCUCAGAUCGGCCGUUCGCAGAGCACAGCACGUUUAUCUGCUCCUCGAUGGCUUAGACGAGAUCCCUAGCGGUGACAAAAGAGAAGCUGUGCUCUCUGAUAUUCAAAAAAUGCGCAGUUGGGACCUGGCGGGCCUCCAUCUUCUGGUCACAAGCCGAGGCCUCGUUAGAAUUCGCCAGUCGCUUGGUGCCCACGAAGAUGAGGCUGUCGAAUUGCGGAAUGACGUUAUCAAUGAGGACAUCUCUCGAUACAUCUCGUACAAGCUUGAAUACGAUUCCGGGUUAUCUCACUUGAGUAGCAACCAUGAAACGAUCGAGAAAUAUCUAUCUCAAAAAGCUGGUGGUGUCUUCAGAUGGGUCGCAAGUCAGCUUGAAUCGUUGAAGGAUGCUCCAGGGGGAAGCCUGGACAUCAUCAACGGCUACCUUCGGGAGUUGCCUGAUACGCUACACGAAACUUACGAGCGCGUGCUUUGCAGUCUCCGUGGGCCGGUAAAGGACAUGGUGCGACGCAUGCUCAUGUUCUUGUGCUUCUCGACUCGCCCAAUGACUGCUCUUGAGCUUAUCGACGCCAUUUCGAUAGACGUGAAGACUGAGUCCUUCGAUUCAGGGCGAAGAGUUGCAGGCGCCGACGACCUUCUGCGCAUGUGUCCAAGUCUUAUUGAAAAAUAUUCGGGAGAUGCGCCUCACAAUGAAUAUUUCUUCGACAUCCACGAUUUACAUGAGCACACAAGGGUCGAAUUUGUGCGGAUUGUGCACUUCUCGGUCCAGGAGUUCCUUCUUCACAAUCACACCUCCUGGCCUCUAGCUGCAAAUUACAAACUGUCGUCGGCUCUGGGACAUCAGCAUAUCAGCACAGCCUGUCUGAUCUAUCUCUGCGACGACAGAUUUCUAGAACCGAAAGUUGGGCGGCAAGCGCGGGCAGCCUUCCCUUUCGCCAGCUAUGCCUUGGAGAAUUGGCAUGUCCACAUGAAAUCAGGCGACAGGGAAACCACUGAUAUCGAGAAAAAGUGGAGCUGGAAACUCUUCUCGGAAGAAAAAGUGUUCUAUCGGUGGCUCAGCAUCUGUCAUCAUGGCGCGGUCGUUCCCAGACCAGCGCAAGCCACGGUCGAAAAGUGGAUCACCACAGUCUCUCUGUACUACGCCGCCUAUCUUGGAGUAUACGACCUUUUGUGUCGGAUUCUAGAACGUGACCCGGAUCUCACGAUGAAUGCCGGGUUCUUUGGAACGGCGCUACAGGCUGCAUCGCACAGAGGCUGUGAGCCAGCCGUCAGACGUCUUAUCGAUGCAGGAGCAGAUGUCAAUAGCGGCCACGGAGCCCGCGGCCCCGCGUUGAUAUGUGCAUCAAAGGAGGGUCACGAGAAAAUAGUACGUAUAUUGCUUGCCAAAGAGGCCAAUGUGAAUGGAGGGGGAACAAAGUGGCCCAAGGCGUUGCAUGGUGCAGCUGGGAGUGGGCACGAAAGUAUAGUCCGGAUCCUGCUUGAAGCAGGGGCCGACCCCAACAGUGAUUUCCAAAGGUUGAGUGUGAUUUUAUUAACUCGCACUCCAUUAGGGGCCGCAUCGUUCGCCGGACAUGCGAGGGUGGUCGAAAUGCUGCUCAGUGCAGGGGCGGAAGUCAAUGAAGGCAUCCGAAAUUACAGCCUUGCAUUGGUACAUGCCUCAGUGAACGCCCACCACGAUGUGGUCAGGAUCCUGCUCGCCGCGGGUGCUAAGCUCAACGGCGGUGGUGGAAAAGACAGCAACGCAUUAAAGGGCGCAUCGCGACGGGGUUGCGUGAAGGUAAUUCCGCUACUGAUCGAAGCAGAGUCAAAUAUGCAGGACGCAAUCUGCGACGCUGGGAGGGAUGGUGAAGAACGAGAUGGGGAGCAAGAUACCGGGGUUGAUAGGAAACAGGAGGGACAUGAGGGAUAUGAGGGAGACGAGGGAGAUAUCGGUACUGAUAAGGUAGAUGAGGAAAAGCUUGGUAUUGAUCAGGAUGAUAACGAAUACGAGGCACAAGAGGAAGAUGCUGGGGUUGAUGAGGAAUAUGAAGAGUGGGUUGCUACACUCUCAAGCGACGGCAGUGAAGAUGAUCCAUUUGAGAAGGAUUUGUACUGUUGCAAGGAUUACAGUGCCCUGACCGCGGCAUCACGCUGCGGGCGUCUUGAAGCGGUCCAACUAUUACUCCGAGAGAGGAUGGAUCUAAUUGCCAGCGACAGUGAGGGCUUUCGCAAGGCUCUCUGUGUGGCAUCCAGAAGGGGCUACCGCGCCAUAGUCGAGGCUCUACUCAAAGCUCGAGAAGACGUCGAUGCGCUCCGAGACAUGCCAGUGCUUGAUCCCGCAUUGCAAUCUGCCUGCAAAGGUUCAAGGUGUGAUGCAGAGGUGGUACGAUUACUGCUCGCGGCCGGAGCGAACGUCAACAACCCGGAAGCCUGGGAAUAUGCAUUGGCAGGGCGCAAUAUAGAAACACUGAAGGUGUUUCUCGAUGCCAGGCCAGACUUGUAUAUUUUAUUUCCAAGCUUGGUAGCUUUAACUGGCCGGUUUCCGAACUUGAACGAUCAGGAGAAUCAGGUUCUGUCGCUACUGUUUGUUGCGCGAGUGCGCUAUUAUGCCGAUGCGCAAGGUCUUCAUAUGACGGGCACGCAAUUGGGCCAUGCUCUGUCCAGUGUGCCUUUUGCGGCAGUGAGGGUGGAGGCAUACAUCAUCGUGUUCAAUGCAGACGCUAACACCGAGCAAACUGUGGAUGACCGUCACCCGGAUUACGGACAAAGUCAGUACAGUACAACGCCACUGAUGAUGGCAUGCACAACUGUGCCGAAAGAUCAUGCGGAGCGAAUUGUGCAGCUCCUUCUCGAUGCAGGCGCCAACCCCAAUGCUCGUUGCGAUUAUGGGUUGCCAGGCGAAAUGAAGAGCGGCACUCCGUUGGCGGCGGUGUUGCGUGAGGGGCGUGAUUGGCUCACGAAGACACUUCUUGAUGCCGGAGCAGACGAGAGUGCUGUUCCAGAAGACCUCAUGCUCAAUUUCAAACAGGGGCAAAUCGGCGAAGGAGUGGCGGCGCUGGACCUACAGAGUAAUAGCUAG
Exophiala bonariae is the source of this 3987-nucleotide messenger RNA. RefSeq lists its product as uncharacterized. NCBI's taxonomy places the organism in Eukaryota, Fungi, Ascomycota, Eurotiomycetes, Chaetothyriales, Herpotrichiellaceae. Gene Ontology annotation, molecular function: protein binding. The transcript is spliced from 2 exons. The record is from RefSeq and is a predicted model, not a curated record. Bases 1 to 3987 code for a protein of 1328 amino acids.